Molecule: messenger RNA, 3451 nt
Organism: Vicia villosa (hairy vetch)
Lineage: Eukaryota; Viridiplantae; Streptophyta; Magnoliopsida; Fabales; Fabaceae
Product: pentatricopeptide repeat-containing protein At4g02750-like
Exons: 1
Coding region: 183-2429 (748 amino acids)
Molecular function (GO): protein binding
Source: RefSeq, a predicted model, not a curated record
ACAAUUAGAGAGAGAUAGAGAUAAAAAUGUGAAGGAGAUAAUUGGAGAGAAUAGAUUGAAGGAGAGGAUCCAGGUCCUAUAUAGAUAUAGAUGAAAUUGAAUAUUUUACCGUGAAAAAAAAAAAGAAAACUAGUCGGCUACGCCUAUUGUAGGAGACACACGACGGUGACACCUCGGCCUCAAUGAAACCUCACCUUAGAAUAAGAUCAACAGUUGAACAAGGCAUAAAUGUCUUCAACCAAAAUCAGAAAAUCAUUCAUUUAGGAAAACAAGGAAAAGUUGAAGAAGCCAGAAGAGUAUUCUCAAAUGUCCUCAACAAAAACCAUGCCACAUACAAUUCCAUGAUAACCGUGUUUGCGAAAAAUGGCAGAGUUAGUGAUGCACAACAGCUGUUUGAUAAAAUGUCUCACAGAAACAUUAUUUCAUGGAACACCAUGAUUGCUGGGUAUCUUCAUAACAACAUGGUUGAAGAAGCCAGUAAGUUGUUUGAUGUAAUGCCUGAGAGGGAUAAUUUUUCGUGGGCUCUGAUGAUUACUUGCUAUACGCGUAAAGGGAAGCUUGAAAAGGCUAGAGAGUUGCUUGAGUUGGUUCCUGAUAAGUUGGAUACUGCUUGUUGGAAUGCGAUGAUUGCUGGUUAUGCAAAGAAGGGUCAGUUUAGUGAUGCUGAGAAAGUUUUUGAAGAGAUGCCGGUAAAGGAUUUGGUUUCUUAUAACUCUAUGUUAGCUGGAUAUACGCAGAAUGGGAAAAUGGGGUUAGCAAUGCAGUUUUUCGAGAGGAUGGUUGAGAGGAAUGUGGUUUCGUGGAAUUUGAUGGUGGCGGGGUUUGUUAAUAGUUGUGACUUGAGUUCUGCUUGGGAGUUUUUUGAAAAGAUUCCAGAUCCUAAUGCUGUUUCUUGGGUUACAAUGUUGUGUGGGUUUGCUAGACACGGAAAGAUUUUAGAGGCUAGGAAACUCUUUGACCGAAUGCCUUGUAAGAAUGUGGUUUCUUGGAAUGCUAUGAUUGCAGCCUAUGUCCAAGACUUACAAAUUGAUGAAGCUGUUAAGCUGUUCAAAGAAAUGCCGUAUAAAGAUUGUGUAUCAUGGACUACAAUAAUUAAUGGGUAUGUUCGGGUUGGUAAGCUUGAUGAAGCACACGAAGUUUACAAUCAGAUGCCUUACAAAGACAUAGCGGCGAAAACAGCGUUGAUGUCGGGAUUAAUACAGAAUGGAAGGAUAGACGAGGCUAGUCAAGUUUUCAGUCAACUCGGUAAACGUGAUGCUAUUUGUUGGAACAGCAUGAUUGCAGGCUAUUGCCAGAGUGGAAGAGUGGGUGAAGCUUUCAAUCUACUUAGACAAAUGCCUAUUAAGAAUGCUGUUUCGUGGAAUACUAUGAUUUCUGGAUAUGCUCAGGUAGGACAGAUGGAUAGAGCAGUAGAGAUCUUUGAGGCUAUGGGGGAGAGGAAUAUUGUUUCCUGGAAUUCUCUUAUUGCAGGUUUUCUUCAAAAUAGUUUAUACUUGGAUGCUCUUAAGAGUUUAGUUUUGAUGGGACAGGAAGGAAAAAAACCUGAUCAAUCAACUUUUGCAUGUUCGUUAAGUGCAUGUGCUAAUCUUGCUGCUUCACAAGUAGGCAAACAACUUCAUGAAUACAUCUUGAAAAGUGGCUAUAUAAACGAUUUGUUUGUUAGCAAUGCUCUGAUUGCCAUGUAUGCAAAAUGCGGAAGAGUAGAAAGUGCAGAACAAGUGUUUAAGGAUAUUGAUUGUGUUGAUCUUAUUUCUUGGAAUUCCUUGAUUUCGGGCUAUGCUUUGAAUGGAUAUGCAAAUGAGGCAUUUUGGGCCUUUGAACAGAUGUUAUCCGAAGGGAUGGUUCCUGAUGAGGUUACCUUUAUUGGGAUGUUGUCAGCUUGCAGUCAUGCUGGUUUAGCCAAUCAGGGUUUGGAUUUAUUUAAAUGCAUGAUUGAAGAUUUCACUAUUGAACCUUUGGCUGAACAUUACAGCUGCCUAGUUGACUUGCUUGGCCGCAUGGGUAGGUUAGAGGAAGCGUUCGACAUAGUGAGAGGGAUGAAAGUGAAAGCAAAUGCUGGAUUAUGGGGUUCAUUGCUCGCAGCUUGUCGUGUACACAAGAAGAUGGAACUUGGUGAAAUUGCAGCUGUUAGGCUUUUAGAACUCGAACCGCAUAAUGCCUCUAAUUAUAUUACUUUGUCAAACAUGCAUGCUGAGGCUGGCAGGUGGGAAGAGGUUGAAAGAUUAAGGGUGCUAAUGAGGGAGAGAAGAGCUGGAAAGCUACCUGGCUGCAGUUGGAUUGAAGUACAAAAUCAGAUACAAAAUUUUGUCUCGGACGAUCCAGGGAAGCUGAGAACUGAAAAUAUUAAGAUUAUAUUGAAUACUUUAUCUACACACAUGAGAGUCAAGUGUAACAUAUCCGACAUGAAAUCAGUUUUUGACAUAUUAUGAUCGGGGAGAUACUCUCAAUCUGGUCUCAUCGUCUUUGCUUUAGAAUAACAUUGAAAAGGUUAAUUCAAAUACUUUUAAAUGUUAUUAUAGUGUUACAAUAGAUGAGCAUAUAUCAACGGUUGGUUGCUUGACGUUCACAUGUUGUCCAUGUGACCUACAAGUUCAUAUCUCUGAUACUACACAUAUAUACCAACUGGACAUGUUGUCCAUGUGACCUACAAGUUCAUAUCUCUGAUACUACACAUAUAUACCAACUGGUUUGACUUACUGAUUCUUGAUAGAAGAAAGACAAAUGACCCUUUCUCUCAGAUUUUGUGGCUAAUAAAUUCAUAAACCAAAAAUUAGUGUCCAUGAAGAAUUUAUAUGCAGAUCUUUGAAAGUGCUUUGCGAUCAAUCAGUGGACGAGGAUAUUGGACCAAGGAGUCCUAGGGGCAUUACCUUAGAAGCCUUUUUUGGGUUUGAGUUGGUGUAAUCUCCUUGUUGGAUGAAUUUUAUGUUGCACAAACAAUUUCUGUCAUUUGAUGUGGUUGGUUGCUGCAGUAUUAUGUGUUUGUAUUGCAGAGCUUGUUACUAAGUUGACUAAUGCAGCUGGCCAAGGUUCCAUUCUUAAUUGCCCUUUCCUCAAAAAUUUCAAAAUGGGCUUCACUAUGGACACAUCAUUGAUGCCUUUAAGGUUGCUUGUUAACAUUGUCUUUAAACUCUAAGACCAUUUACAAUGGUUUCAACACUCAACACCCACUUUUUCAACUCUCAACACUCCACAUCAUUUUCUCUCUCUUCCACCUAAUAACUCAACACUCAUUCAACUUUUACCUUCUCCAAUGGUUUUUCACUCAACACCCUACCCCACCACUUUUUAUUUUCAUAUUCUUAUUUAAAUUUUAUUUUUAUUUUUAUAAUUACAUAAAAUUACAAUUAUCGAUUAAAAUUAAAUUAAAAUAAUAAAUACUUAACAAUUUAUUUUUUAAUUUUUUUGUAAUAAAAAUAAAAUUUAUUUAAAUAAUUGGAUACGAUACAAAUCA